CGAGCGUAAUUUUCAAAAACGCGAAGUAGAUUCGCGAAGUUGAUGUUACGGUCAAAGUUGCAGAAGUAACAAAUGCAAAUUUACGAGAUUUUACUUUAAAUUCUACAAUGAGAUAUCGAAAUCGAUUAGUAUUAAAUUAUGUAUGUCAUAGACAUGGAAAAGACGCGAUUCCUUUAUUACGAAUAAAUGUAAACAUGAUCUUCGUACGAGACUGUAACAUCGAGAUCCAUUAAAAAUCAUACCAUUUUCACAACUGGGGACUGUAACUUUGACUGAGAUUAAACGACUCGCGACUCUAUUUACGUGAAUCCAUGAAAGUAGAGUGCCGUGUACCGUUGAAACGAGCACUAUCGCUGCACGUACCUUCUUUGUCUGUGACUUCGAGCCUUUGCGUACGAAACUCGCAUCUUCGGCCCUUCGUACCCCUCUCUCUUUCGCCAAGAAAGGGAACGAAGCGUGUACGAAAACGAAAAAAAAAAAAAAACAAAAGUACGAAAAAAGAUGCAAAAAAGUAAAGAAACACACGACACACCCCGCUCCCGCCAGCCCCGCCGAACACGAGCCAACCGGAGGCAACCAUUGAACGAUAUACCGUUGUCACUUUAUCACAUAGUAUGAGCUGCGUGAUAAAGAGAAAAUACCGAGUACGAGAAUGGGGUGAAUUAUCGCGGGGUUCCAACGCCACUCUCGAACCACGAGCUAUCGCGAAAGCACCUGAAGGAGAGGGAUGUCCUCGCUGCGGAGGGUAUGUCUAUGCCGCCGAGCAAAUGUUGGCCCGAGGAAGGGCUUACCAUAAAAUGUGCUUCAAGUGCAAAAUGUGUCGUCGAAAUCUGGACUCGACGCUUCAUUGCGAUGGUCCCGACCGCGAGAUAUACUGUCGAGCUUGCUAUCCGAAGAAAUUCGGUCCGCGGGGUGUCGGCCACGCCGGGAUUAUGUGGAACGGAUUGCAGUGCGAUAUUGAGGACGAGGGCGAUGCGGCUCCUCGCACCACCGUGAUCGACACCGCGAUAAUCAAGGCCCCGCCAGGCAAGGGCUGUCCUCGUUGCGGUGGCGUCGUCUUCGCCGCCGAGCAGGUGCUCGCCAAGGGUCGUGAAUGGCACCGAAAAUGCUACAAGUGUCACGAUUGCACCAAAACCCUGGACUCGAUCAUCGCCUGCGAUGGCCCGGACCGGGACGUUUAUUGCAAGACCUGUUAUGGGAAGAAGUGGGGACCGCACGGAUACGGAUUCGCAUGCGGCUCGGGAUUCCUCCAGACCGACGGGCUCACGGAGGAAGAAAUUUCAGCCAAUCGACCUUUCUACAAUCCUGAUACGACCUCGAUUAAGGCGCCAGCUGGGCAGGGUUGUCCCCGUUGUGGUGGCAUGGUGUUUGCUGCAGAACAACAGCUUGCCAAGGGCACCAUGUGGCACAAGAAGUGCUUCAAUUGUGCCGAGUGUCAUCGGCCCUUGGACUCUAUGCUGGCAUGCGAUGGUCCCGAUAAAGAAAUUCAUUGUCGCGCGUGUUACGGAAAACUCUUCGGGCCCAAAGGUUUCGGGUUCGGCCACAAGCCGACUCUCGUCUCGACAAACGGAGAUCAUGCUCCCUCAUACAUCGAUGCUAAACCCCAAGUCGGUCAGAAGCGAAAUGACGGAAAUGGCUGCUCACGCUGCGGCUAUCCGGUGUACGCCGCCGAGCAGAUGAUCUCGAAGAAUCGCGUAUGGCAUAAGCGAUGCUUCAGUUGCGGCGAGUGCCAUCGUUCCUUGGAUUCGACGAAUCUAAACGACGGUCCGGAUGGGGAUAUCUACUGCCGCGGCUGUUAUGGCCGGAAAUUUGGGCCCAAAGGUGUGGGCUUCGGAAUAGGCGCGGGCACCCUCACGAUGGCCUAAUUGUCACCAGCACCCCUACAUACCGUUUGAGGAGAAUCCUCGCAUCCAGUCAUAUAUAUUAAUGUAAAUACAUAUAUAUAAAUAUAUAUAUAUAUAUAUUUAUAUAUAUAUUUAUAUAUAGGAAGGUCUUUGACUGUGUAUCUUCGACAACAGACGAACGCGCGCUGCUCCGGGAAUUUCGAUUUCUCCUUUUCUUUCGACGAUUCGAUGAUUUCGAUGACUAUGCUUUCAUUAUUGCGAACGCGAUCGAUGAAAUGCGAAGAAUGGUGACGUGAGCUCAUAAUUGAGCGUAAACGAUAAGCCACUGCAGAUUGUUGAUGUUAUCGCGAUAUAAUAUAUUGCACACAUUGAUUAUAUUAUAAAUAAAUUAUUUAUUGGAUAAUAAUUUCUAUCUGUGAUAUAUGAAUCAAGGAAAAGAAUUGAAUGUCAUUUUAAUAAUAAUAUGAUUCCUGCAGACAUAUAUACACACAUACACAU
Molecule: messenger RNA, 2342 nt
Organism: Camponotus floridanus (Florida carpenter ant)
Lineage: Eukaryota; Metazoa; Arthropoda; Insecta; Hymenoptera; Formicidae
Product: muscle LIM protein Mlp84B
Exons: 7
Coding region: 615-1865 (416 amino acids)
Biological process (GO): sarcomere organization; muscle tissue development
Cellular component (GO): nucleus; cytoplasm; Z disc
Molecular function (GO): actinin binding; structural constituent of muscle
Source: RefSeq, a predicted model, not a curated record